UACCGCGCAGCCGCCGCCUCGCCGAAGAAGCGGCCCCGCGCAAAGCCCGACGGCACCAACCCCCGCGGGAAGAGGAACCACUUCUUCUCACACCGCGUCCCCGCAACGAGCAUUACUGUGGAUAGCUUUUAUGCCGCGAAAGAUGACCCCGCAAAGUCCGUAUAUUUUCUCACCCACUUUCAUAGCGACCAUUACGGCGGCCUGAGGAAGAGCACCCUGCCGGAGGGCGCCCGCGUGUAUUGCUCGAGUGUCACUGCUUCCCUUGUCCACUCCCAGCUACGUGUACGUAAGGAAUCUAUUGUCGUCCUCCCGAUUGCCGAAGUUGUAAGCGAGGGCAAGUUGGAUUAUUUGCAUCUGGAUACCACAUAUUGUAACCCGCAAUAUGUGUUUCCGUACCAGGCCAAUGUGUUGCAGCAGGUUGUGCAUGCAGCAAAGGAGGAGAAUAGACGCACAAAGGGGCAGUGCCUCUUUUUCUUUGGCACCUACUCAAUCGGGAAGGAGAAAGUCUUUUUCGCCGUCGCCGAGGCCCUGAAUCUCAAGAUCUACGCAGGAAAGCGAAAACGGGGCAUUCUGGAGCAGUGCGCCUUUGGGGCAAAGUUGACUGGGCGACUUGUGAACUCCGCGGGAGAGGCGCGUGUGCAAGUCGUGUCCAUGCGCGCUCUGUCUGCAGAUGGCCUUCGCGAGUACGCGGUGCGAAACAGCCUCAACACGUCGUUCAUUGGACGGGGGCUUGCCAUCGUCUUCCGUCCAACUGGAUGGACUUUCAGGGGGGAUGCGUCGAAGCCGCGCCAGCUCGUCGCUUUUGUGAAGUGGUGCAAGCCUGCGCGCGUUGUGCCCACCGUCAAUGCCCGCUCCAAGGAAGAUGCCGACAAACUUCGCGCACUUUUAGGGCAUACGGACACACCGCUCCGGCGAAUAUCUUCACUACCCCUGCCCUCAUAA
This is a messenger RNA of Chondrus crispus (carragheen), 942 nucleotides long. RefSeq lists its product as hypothetical. The annotation marks the transcript as partial. Gene Ontology annotation, biological process: protection from non-homologous end joining at telomere; double-strand break repair via nonhomologous end joining; interstrand cross-link repair. Lineage: Eukaryota; Rhodophyta; Florideophyceae; Gigartinales; Gigartinaceae. The transcript has 3 exons. The record is from RefSeq and is a predicted model, not a curated record. Gene Ontology annotation, molecular function: damaged DNA binding; 5'-3' DNA exonuclease activity.